AUGAUAGGCGCAGCGCGUGUGCCUGCUUUCGUAUACAUGAGACGUUGUCAGACGUUUCGUAGGAAGAUUAGAUCGACAGAACAUCAACAACAUGUCAUUGAAGCGAUAUGUAUUCAUGUACAUACUAUUAUUAUAAUUGCACUAUUAUUAUUAACAUUAUUAUUAUUAUUAUUAUUAUUAUUAUUAUUAUUAUUAUUAUUAUUAUUAUUAUUAUUAUUAUUAUUAUUAUUAGUUUUAUUACUGUAA
Messenger RNA from Necator americanus (New World hookworm), 246 nucleotides. RefSeq lists its product as uncharacterized. Lineage: Eukaryota; Metazoa; Nematoda; Chromadorea; Rhabditida; Ancylostomatidae. The coding region runs from base 1 to 246 and encodes 81 amino acids. The transcript has 2 exons. The record is from RefSeq and is a predicted model, not a curated record.